UUCUGGAGCUCAGCUAACGGCUGGGGCCAACACUAGAGUGAACUGCAAGGAGAUGGCCUAGAGAUUAUCUAGCGCUUUUGACUUGUCCGUCUGCUGCUGCUGCUGAGAUUGCUGCUGCUUUGACUCCAGCCCUCGCUACCACGCGAAGGAUGCAUUUCACAGUUGUAAAAGACCUCAAGUAAGAAUCCACCCGGGAGGAUGUGUAUGGGUGAGGGAAGAGACUUUGGGGGGUGGCUGUUUAGAAGCUCAAGAAAAGUCGGGUCGUUUUCACCUAUGCCAGCUUUGAAGUUUCAAGAGCCCCUUUGGUAGCAUCGUCCUACUCCUCCCCCGUCCUCGUUCUUCCCCUCCCUCUACUUUUAGUAGCAAUUAAUUAUUUAUUGUUGAGCUGCAACUUGAGGUGAUUUGGGGAGGGGGGUGUAAAACAGAAAGAAAUUAAGGCAGUAGGAGCUGGUACCCCAUUUGGUGCUUCAGUGAGUAAAGGCUAAACCAUGGCCCCGACCGGAGAGGUUGCUGAUGUCAGGGAUGAACCCAGCAGUGGCAGAGAGGCUGAGUGUCAGAUUCCAGGGUCCGACUGCAACGGUUACUCUUGUAGCGCCAAGCAUUUGCCCCUGAACCCUGCCAGUCCCAUCAGACGGCCCCAGGACCCAGGCUGCCAGGUCCGCUGGGGAGACGUGGUCUUGAACAAGCUUCAGAGCUCCCGGAAACUUUCCUCAGCGCUUUGCGCUGGCUCUCUUUCCUUUCUGCUGGCGGUGGUGGUGAGGCUGGUCCGAGGCGAGAUCAGCUGUGACCUGGAGGAGAGUCAGGAGGAGGCGGAGGCUGCGGCGGCGGCGGCGGCGGCCGCAGCGGCGGAGGAGGAAGCAGCAGCAGCAGCAGCAGCAGCUGAAGGGGGCGUCUUAAAUCUGCCUCGGGGAGGUCCUCUGAGCGAAGGCUGGCAGCUCAGCGCUGGGCUGCAGCCCGCGGCGCUGCUCUUCGGUUUUCUGUGCGCCUUCUUUUGGAUGGGCUUGUACUUACUCCGCUCCGGGGUCCGACUUCCUCUCGCGCUCGUGCUGUUGGCUGCCUGCUGCGGGGGGGAAGCAAUUGUGCACAUCGGGUUGGGAGUCCGCGAGGAUCACUUGCUCUCUCUCCCCGCCACCGGGGUGGUGCUCAGCUGCUUGGCCGCCGCGACAUGGCUGGUGCUGAAGCUGAGACAGGGUGUCCUCAUGAUCUUCUUGAUUAGUGCGGUUAGGACCGCGUCCCUGAUUUCCUUAGAAAGGGUCAAGGUCGCCUGGAGGCCGUACCUGGCUUACUCAGCCGGGCUGGUGGGGCUGCUUCUAGCCAGGUACCCGGAAAAAAUUUUGCCCCAAUUGAGAGAAGCGGCCGGGAGAGAAGAUUUUGGCACCCAGCUGGUUGCAGGGACUAAAGAAGAGGUCUCGGUGUUUAAGAGGAGGAGGCGGUCCAGCUCCAUGAUCUCCGCCGAGAUGUCCGGCUGCGGCAGCAAGUCUCAUCGCAGGACCUCCCUUCCCUGCAUACCUAGGGAACAGCUCAUGGGACACUCAGAAUGGGACCACAAAAGAGGUUACAGAGGGUCACAGUCCUCAGGUACAAGUAUUACUGUUGAUAUUGCUGUGAUGGGAGAAGCACAUGGCCUUAUUACGGACCUCCUGGCAGAUCCUUCUUUGCCACCAAAUGUGUGUACCUCCUUGAGGGCUGUGAGUAAUUUGCUUAGCACGCAGCUGACUUUCCAAUCAAUUCACAAGCCAAGAGUGAGCCCUCUGGUUUCCUUCAGUGAAAAUUAUACCUGUUCUGACUCAGAAGAAAGCUCUGAAAAAGAGAAACUGGCUAUUCCCAAGCGUCUGAGAAGGAGUUUGCCGCCAGGAUUACUGAGACGGGUUUCAUCCACUUGGACGACCACCACCUCCGCCACAGGCUUGCCAACACUGGAGCCUGCACCAGUGAGGAGAGACCGGGCUGGCAGCAGCAAAUCUCAGGAAGCACCUUCAUCCAGUGCUCUUAGUCCUGAUUCUUGGAAUAUGAUGACCAUGACCAAAAGCAGGUCCUUCUCUACUUCCUAUGCUGUCUCUGCAGCUAACCAUGUGAAUUCUAAAAAGCAAAGUCGACCAGGUGUUCUAGCUAAAAUUUCACCUCUUUCAUCCCCAAGUCCUUCACCUAUUCAAGGGAGCCCAGCCAAUAGCCCAAUCAGAAAAAUUUCUGCAAUACAGUUUCCAGAAUCUGCAGAACUAACUCCCAAACAAGGCCUAAGCUCCCACAGAAUCUUAACAUAUACUCAGAGUGCACCAGAUCUUUCUCCACAGAUCUUCACCCCACCUGUUAUAUGUACCAGCUGUGGCAGACCAUAUAAUCAAGGGAACUCUGCUGCUGGGACACUGGGAAGUGGCAAUGCAGCUGCACAUUCACCAAACAGAACAGAUGACACAGCUCAAGUGACUUCUGACUAUGAAACCAAUAAUAACAGUGACAGCAGUGAUAUUGUCCAGAAUGAAGAUGAACAAGAGUGCUCUAAAGAUUUAUUGAGGAAAGAAUCUCAACACAGCACAUACACCCCUGAAACCAUCGUAUUUAUGCCAGAUAAGCCUAUUCUUGCUCCAGAGCCUCUUGUCAUGGAUAACUUGGACUCGAUAAUGGAAAAGCUAAAUACUUGGAAUUUCCCAAUCUUUGAUUUGGUGGAAAAGAUAGGGAAAAAAUGUGGCCGAAUUCUGAGUCAGGUAUCAUACAGACUUUUUGAAGACAUGGGACUUUUUGAAACUUUUAAAAUUCCUGUAAAAGAAUUUAUGAAUUAUUUUCAUGCCCUGGAGAAUGGAUAUCGGGAUAUUCCUUAUCACAACAGAGUCCAUGCCACUGAUGUUUUACAUGCUGUUUGGUACCUUACUACUCAACCUAUUCCAGGCCUCUCCACUGUGAUUAAUGACCAUGGAUCAGCAAGUGAUUCAGAUUCUGACAGUGGAAUCACACACGGACACAUGGGAUAUGUAUUUUCAAAAAUGUAUUCUCCAGCAGAUGAUAAAUAUGGAUGUCUGGCUGGCAAUAUCCCUGCCCUGGAGUUGAUGGCUCUCUAUGUGGCUGCAGCCAUGCAUGAUUAUGAUCACCCAGGAAGGACAAAUGCUUUUCUGGUUGCAACUAGUGCACCUCAGGCGGUGCUAUAUAAUGAUCGUUCAGUUUUAGAAAAUCAUCAUGCAGCUGCUGCAUGGAAUCUCUUCAUGUCCCAGCCAGAGUAUAACUUCUUAGUCAACCUUGACCAUGUGGAAUUUAAGCAUUUCCGUUUCCUUGUCAUUGAAGCAAUUUUGGCCACUGACCUGAAGAAACAUUUUGAUUUUGUAGCCAAAUUCAAUGCCAAGGUGAAUGAUGAUGUUGGCAUAGAUUGGACUAAUGAAAAUGAUCGUUUAUUGGUUUGUCAAAUGUGCAUAAAGUUGGCUGACAUCAACGGUCCAGCUAAAUGUAAAGAACUUCAUUUACAGUGGACAGAUGGCAUUGUCAAUGAGUUUUAUGAACAGGGUGAUGAAGAGGCCAGCCUUGGGCUUCCCAUAAGCCCUUUUAUGGACCGUUCUGCUCCUCAGUUGGCAAAUCUUCAGGAAUCUUUCAUCUCUCAUAUCGUGGGGCCAUUGUGUAACAGCUAUGACUCUGCAGGACUGAUGCCUGGGAAAUGGGUGGAAGACAGUGAUGAAUCAGGAGGAGACACAGAUGACCGGGAAGAAGUAGAACAACUAGCAACUGAAGAGGAAACUUGUGAAAAUGCUGACUCUGAAGGACAGCCGAAGUUCAAAAGGAGGAAAAUCUACUGCCAAAUAACUCAGCACCUCCUUCAAAACCAUAAAAUGUGGAAGAAAGUCAUUGAAGAUGAGCAACGAUUAGGCAGUGGGAUGGAAAAGCUAAGUCUAGAAAAAUCCACCCUGCAUCAAUCCUCAGAGCAAAUACAGGCAAUCCAGGAAGAGGAAGAAGAAAAAAGGAAACCCAAAGAAGAGAACACAACUACAGAUCUGACCCAAUGACAAUUCACCAAGCAUUACUUUAAGCCAGAUUGACUUGUGCACAGACUCCUUGCAAGCCAGCACAACAUUUAGACACAACACUGUAGAAAUGUGGGAUAACACACCUAUGGCUGUUUCACUUGGAAUGUUUUUGUCAGAAUUUUGUGUUUUGUUUGUGUUUGUGUUUUUUGGUUUCAUUUUUUUUUUCAGUGAGGUACAUUGCUUAAACUCAUAUGCUCAGAGAAGCUUUCUCACUGCAACACUGGCUUCCACAAUAUAUUUUUUUUUUAUUUAAGGAAGAAAUAUAUGCAUCUGUGCGUAUGAACACACACAUGCAAAACCCAAACACAGACACACAUAUAAUCACACAGAGCCAGAGUUAUUGUCUGUACACUUCUGCAACAUUCAUAUAAAAUAUAUAAUGGUCACUAUUAUAGUGCAAGUCAUAAAAGGGAAUUGUGCUACAUGACACAUUUGUGUGUGCAGGUACACAUAUGCGUGCAUGGAUUAGGAAUUUGGAAGGGGUGUGCUUGAGUGUGUGUGUAGGGGUGAGAGAGUGAUUACUGAGGAUUUAGUAGAUUAGCUGUAGCACAUGAUUCAGCACAUGUGAACAAAGAUAAGGCGCCAGUAUUAAGAAAGUUACAUCUGUAGUGAUGGAAAGCAAAAUCUGUUAAAGGUGUUAUCUUUUGAGAGGCAAUAAAAUCUCCCCUUUCAGUAGAAGGUGCAUUCACUGCUGUCUUCUUGCCAGGACCAUGUGACUGGCAAUAUUGUUCUCGUGCCUUUUAGAGGCAUGCUAUGACCAACCUCAAACCUAUGGGAGCACAGGUGCUUUACAUACAGUUAGCCAAAUGAACAUAGGGAAAAUAGGGGUGCAUGCAUACACUCCAUUUACCAAGGGAUAAGUUGACAGAAGAAAGCAACAUAGCAUUCUUUAUUAUUUAAGGAAAGACCUGUGAUCAAAUCAUCUAAUCAGGUAAUGAUUCUAGCCAGAUGCAAAAGAAGGGUGGGAUAGACAGUAGGCUAGAGAAUAAAUUGCAUACAUCCUUGCAAUUAUUCUCCUAUGACUUCCAUAUUUCUUGUAAAGGAUAUAAAAUUUUUAAGCAUACAUUAAGACACAGCUAUAGAAGAAUGAAAUGUUUCUAACUGGUUACAUGGUAUUCUUGAAUUACAAUGGAAGUUUUAUAUCUUAGUAACUAAUAAGGAUUGGCUCAUUAGAGGGGCCAGUGAUAACUGCGACUACCCAGCAUCAAAGAGUAGCAUUACACCUGCUGUGUGAUAUGGAUUACCUAGCUUCAAUGCCAAGGCUUUGGGUACACCAUUGUGUUAUUUUUAACAAAGAAGGAAAUUGUGUAGAGAUUGAGUCUGGUAUCAAGAGUUGUUUUUUUUUUGUUGUUGUUGUUGUUUCCACACUUGUUUAUGCUGUGAGCCAAACCCCUUUUUAAAAUUAAUACUCACUUUCAAUAUAUUUUAUUUCAUAAAAUAUUAUAUUUGUCAAUAAUUAGUUAUUAUGGUGUAAAUAUAAAGAAUUUUUUUGGUCCUGUAGAUAGUAUACUCUUAAAAAACAAAAGGGGGAAAAGGGACACAUUUUUAUAAAGUUAUUUUUUUAUCACCAGUUUUAUACAUUGUAGCCAUCUCCAACCCCAGCGAUAAAGUUGUGCAUAGUUAGCAUAGAGCCCUAUGGCCACAUGCUGAUCUUUGUAUUCUGGUUUCAGAUCAAAGAUGUGGGAAGUUUAUGCCAGCUAUACUGAUAUUCACUGAAAAUUUGCCAGUAAUUUUUGCCCACUAAAAAAAAAAUUAUUAUUUUUCUGUAUUUUCUAAGGUAGAAGACAAUUAGGUCAACUCAUCUAAAGGGUAAUUCUACUAAGUCCCUGUCUUCUAUCAUUUUUUGUUUAUCACAUAAUGCUUUCUGUGGACCUGCUGACAAUGCAAAAAGAAAAUAGAAUCUGUUUUCUUAUAAAUACAUUUAUUUGUCUCUUCUUUUCCCAUUAUUCAUAGAAGCAAAUAUUUGCAUAAAAUACCUUCUUUUCUCCUAAACAGAUCUUUUUUCUUCAAUCAAUGAUUUUGCAAUAAUCUAUGGUGUUUUUGUAAAUAGGCAAUGAAAUAAAUAGCAGAAAAUACUGUUUCUAUACUAUUUACAAAUUAUGAGGGGGGAAUGGAAGAAAACAGAUGUGAAGCAAAUGUUUAUCUAAAGCACUAGAAUAGAUUUCAAGUAUCUUUCAGUAUUUUCUUUUGUUUAAUUAUGAACAUGUCUUUACUAUUAAAGUUUACUGUUUUGAUUCUUCUUGACAUGAUGGCCAAAUGGCUUUAUUUUUUCACAAAUUAUUCUGAUUCCAAUAGUCUUCUUACAGGGACUUGAAUCAUUUAACUGUGCAGAUAGAGUUUUUUUUUUUUUAAUGUGGUUUCAUAGCCAUUGCUUCUGAUACUCUACUAAAAUUGUCUUUUUUAGUCUGUUUCCUAAGCUGAAAAUAAAGCCAACAGGUAUAGUCUAGGAAAGUAGUACAUUGGGUAAAUAGGCAGGUAGAUGCUCUUACCAAAAGUACAUAGUUGCUUCUAAAUACAAGUUAAAAAUGUCAGAAAUCCAGAUGGCCAAGCAAUGGCUUUCAUCUUCCAGUGCCUAUGUACUUAAGAAGUUCAUUAAUAACGGAAAGGUAUCUUGAUAAAUAGGGAUCAAAAAAUGGUCCUUCUCCAAAUUUGAUUCUUCACAUCUAAGCAGAGUAAUUAUAUUUAGAAGUUAUUUUGAAAGAAAAACAGUUUUUUAACAAAGGAAGAAGUUGGUCGGGAAAUACAGUAUACAACAAUAUGUCCGUGAUGGUUUUCAGACUAAUGAAAUGAAUUCCAAAUUUGGUCCUAGGGAUAUUGUCUAAUAUUUUCUUUUGGUGACAAAGCAAUACUGAUGUGUGUUUCCAUUUCCUUCAGCUAUUUCCUAUGGCGCCAGUAUAUCUGUUGCAAUUGAUUCUGUUUUUAUAGGGAUCUAUUUGUAGGUAUGGUUAGACAAACUCAGGUCUUAUUAAUGAAGGGAUUUCUGAUCAGCUUAACUAAAAAGCUCAUUCUAUAUAUCAACUCUAAAAAGAGAAACAGAUUAAGUUGAUAAUAAUUCCUUUAAACUGAGUAAAAAAAAUCACUUCCAGGGUGCUAUUAGGACCUCUUUUCAAUUACUAUCUACUGUAACUGAUCUAGAUGAAUGAGGACUUUUAGGACCUUUAAAAAGUGGUUUCUACCAUGAAACAAUUAUAAAAAUUUCCCAUGACUAGAGUUUCAGCUGUAAAAAAUCUUUUUGUUUAUUUUUAUAAUUAAUGUGUAAACACAGUUUUGAUAUGAGUAAAAGAGGAAGACAUUAGCUUUGUUCAGAAGUUUAUAUAUGUCAGUCUUUGUCAGAUAAGAGCAAACACCCAAUGCCAGGCUGCAAAAAUUGUAUACACUUUUGUGAAUGAAGAUUGUUUGAUUCUUCUUGUUAUCUUUAACUUGUUAUCCUAGACUUAUCCCCUCACCCACCCAAGACCCCAGCCAAUGAAGUCAUGUUCAAAAAAAAAAAGAGUUGUAUUUCAUCUACAGUGUUCAUAUUGAAACCCAUAAAUAUAAAAAGUUGGUUUGAAAUUACUAUAUGUAACAUAUGCCUUAUAAUGAAUUUUUACUAUAUUCCUAUAUAUCCCCAUUGUCUUAGCCUUAAAUGUCCAUUUCAGUGUAAAAGUUGUGCUGGGGGGGAUGAGGCCUAAUACUUGUUUAAAUAAUAAUUUAAAAAAAGAAAUUUAAAAUAUUUUCUAAGUAAUAAAUUUAUACAAAUUUUCAUUCUAAAUAAAGGUUAAGGUUUAAAAUGAUUAACAAA
Molecule: messenger RNA, 7785 nt
Organism: Trichosurus vulpecula (common brushtail)
Lineage: Eukaryota; Metazoa; Chordata; Mammalia; Diprotodontia; Phalangeridae
Gene: PDE3A
Product: phosphodiesterase 3A
Exons: 16
Coding region: 489-3983 (1164 amino acids)
Biological process (GO): oocyte maturation; positive regulation of oocyte development
Cellular component (GO): cytosol
Molecular function (GO): 3',5'-cyclic-AMP phosphodiesterase activity
Source: RefSeq, a predicted model, not a curated record